AUGUUUUCAGAAACGGCGAUCGCUCCUCCGCCGCAAAAUGUCUACGAACUGGACAUCCCCAAGCUGCAUGCGCUCCCCUCCGAACAACAGGAGCUCUACAUGCUCACAUUCACCUCUGACCUGGUACAAUACAUAUCGGGCUUGGAGCCAGCACAAGUAUCCUCGCAACAGAAAGAUCUCAAGAAGGAAUUGUUCAAGAUAUUAAACCUCCCCUCACCGACAAUCACUCGAGUCCUCCGCAACAACCUUGGACGAUGCUUUGGCGCAAUACUCAGCAAAGGAGAUCGCGGCAUCCUCUUUGAAACAAUCAGUGACUUGCUAGGAAUCUUGAACGCUAGCAAAAGCGAAGUGGAAAUCAAGACCAAGUUCGCUGCGGCGCAUUGUCUAGGGGAGGUGUUUGCGACAGCUGGCGAGAGCGCGCUCAUGCAAUCCAAUGUCGCGACAUCGGGCACACUGAAAUUACUCAAGUCAGCAAGUAGCCAUACAGGCUUCCGAGGCGUUAUCUUCGCAGUACUGCGCAAGAUCGUUGUUGGAAUUGGAGUCCCGAUUGAUGAAGCAACCGCCCGUGACAUUUGGAAACAGGCCAGAAACGCUGCUGUCAGCGAUAAAUCCACCUUCGUUCAAGUCCAUGCUUGUCGCUGCCUGGAGCAGUUGAUCGCGACAACCUCGUUCUUUGACAACACAAACGACUUCGAGCAUCUCAAAACACUUGUGUGGAAGGUUGUUGACAGCCCCGCUGCGCCGGUGCGUCAUGCUCUCGCUGCUGUUCUUGGUCAAGCAUUGAUCAAAUUGCAUGCGACUGAAGCGCCUACCGCCGCUGCUCCGAAACCGAAAUCGAAGAAAUCGAAACGGAUGUCGAAGAAACCGGGUGCAGGGCUUGCAGACGAGGAAGAAGCGGAGAUGUCUGAACCGUCUGCUCCCAAGAAAACAGACUCGCGCUUGUUUUUCCUUCUUCCAGACUUGCUGAGGCAGCUUUCGUCUCAAUAUGUUAAGAGCAAUACUUCUAACCGCGCUCGUGCUGGAAUAUGUAUAUGCUACAAGUAUGUUCUUCGGAACCUCGGAGACAAGAUUGUCGAAGAGCGUUAUGGACAGAUUGCGACCAAUCUGCUUGUUGAGUUGCUGAACCAUCCGACGGUCACUUAUAAUCGAUUCCGUCUGCUCAUGACCAGGAAGUUUGUUAAGAGCAUUCUUGAAGAUACCAUUGGCCAGGAAUUGCUACGCGAGAACAGUCAACUCAAUGCCGCUAAGUGGUUGAUUAACGAGAUUCUGAAGGACUACCCGCAGGUGAUUCAGGAGCGCCGUGAGCCAAGCAAGUAUACAUUGACAAGUGCUGUCAGCGCUCUGUCAUCGUUGAUCUCAUCGCUUGGUUCUUCCUUCAGCGAACACGCUGAUAGCUGCAGAGACGCGUUGCUUCAGGUUCUUCCUCAUCCCAGCUACACGGUCCAAGUUCAUACAGCGCAUUGUAUGCGGACCUUUGUUCUCGCUUCCCCCCACCAGUUGCUGUCAUGCGUAACGAUUUGCAUGAACAGCUUGAACAGGGAGAUCGGACAGCUUGGCACACCACGUCAGGCGCCUCGUCGAUGUGUUGGCUAUGCAAACGGUUUGUCUGCUAUGCUCAGCACUUCCCGUUUACAGCCAUUGUAUGGCGCAGUUGAUGUGUUUGCCCGCGUCUUCACACAGGCAACCGAUCUCCUCAAGGUCAGCAGCACUUCGGAGCUUCGAGUUGCCAGUAUCCAAAUACAGGUGGCGUGGAUUCUCAUUGGAGGCUUGAUGCCUCUGGGGCCCAGCUUUGUCAAGAUCCACCUUUCACAGUUGAUGCUUCUCUGGAAGAAUGCACUCCCUAAACACCUAAGCAAGAAUAACGUCGCUCAGCCUCGUACUCUUGAGAUUAGCUUCUUGGCCCAUGUCCGAGAAUGUGCUCUCAGUUCGUUGCUGGUCUUCAUGGAGUUCAACAGCAAAUUGAUCACUUCGGAUGGCGCAAAGAGGAUUUCUGCGAUGUUACAAAAUACCGUUGAAUUCUUGGAUGAUUUGCCCAAGCCCAAGGCUAUGGAAGAUCUCUCACAGAGACUCCAUCCUUCUCUUCAAUUGCAGGAUUAUACGACUAUGGUGCGCAGACGUGUCUUGCAGUGCUUCUCAAAGCUUGUGCAUGUCCACCCACCCAGCCAUGGAGAUAUCAUCUCACAGUCCAGUCUGCUCAGUCUAGCCAUCUCGUCCUUCGCAGACCCAGAUGCCCAGUACAAGCAAUUAGAAAGCUCGAUUUCUGGCUCCGCUGGACAAUUCGAUGGUUUAUGGGACUUGUGUGAUAAUUAUGGCUUUGGUGUUACUGGGCUUUCCAGGGAGUACAUACGUGCUACACUUUCUGGGACACAGGAAGAUGACAAGGGACCUGCUUGGUCUGCGAUUGAUUCUGUGGACCAAGUGGUUGAUGAUGCCUUGACGUUUCCUAUCUGCCAAGCCAGCGAGCAUGACGCACUCCUUCUGUACAACUUGCGGGAUGGAGACAAACUUGCCGUUGAUCCUCCCACGACAGGGGUUGUCAACUCGGCCAUAGAUCUGUUCUCCGUGGCCCUUGCACUUCAUUCGCCCAAAAUCCAAGAAAGCAGCGUGGAACAGAUUGCUACUUUCCUCACCUCUCCCAGUUUACAACGGAACCCUGGCAGGAAAGCCGCAUUGGUCAUUAAUAUCUCGGUGGCUCUCUUGCAAACACUAAAAGUAGCUGUUAAAGAGACAGGUUUUGUUGCCGGCAAGCUGAAUCCGUCCACCGACAAGAUUCUGCAAGAGCUUUUGCAGGGCUUUGUUAUUGAUGCCGAUCCAAUUGUACGCACCAUUGGCGCCGAGGCGUUAGGAAGACUUUGUGACAGCGCUGGUAACACAUGUACCAACAUCCAAGUCAAGUGGUUAGUCGAUACCAUUGUCGAGAACAGGGAACCCAACGCUAGAGCAGGCUGCGCCGCUGCUUUAGGGUGUAUUCAUGCUCAAAUUGGCGGAAUGGCAGCUGGUCUGCACCUGAAAACCAUUGUUGGUGUAUUGAUGUCUUUGUGUAACGACCCUCAUCCCGUUGUCCACUUCUGGGCUCUAGGUGGAUUGGAGAGAGUUGCCAAUUCUGCUGGACUGACAUUCUCGCCGUUUGUCUCUGGUUCCUUGGGCAUGCUUUCUCAGCUUUAUAAUGCUGAUACACACAACGAAGAAGCUGCUGCAUUGGCAACCUCUAACAUCGAGAUGUCUUUCUUGACACCUGUUGUGAUCAAUCGAUGUGUGGACUCUCUGAUCAAUGUCCUCGGUCCGGACUUGCAAGACAUUGCAAAGACUCGCAAUCUCAUAUUGACACUGCUUCGUCAAUUCCAGCUAGAGGAGAAUCCGGCGCUGGUGACGGAAAGUUCCAAAUGUUUGGAUCACUUCUCCCUCUACGCAUCUAGCUAUGUGGACUACCCAGGAUAUGUGAAGCGACUGCAGAGGGAGCUUCGCGCAAACAAUUUCCUGAUGCGAGAUGUAGCUGUUCGAGGUCUAAACAACCUCAUGAAGCGUGACGCAUCUUCUGUCAUGCACACAGCCGGUCAGACUUUGGAAGAUGACAUAUGGUUAGCAUUUGAUGAAGCGCCGGAUAACCAAUCACUGAAGUCAAUGAUCCAGGAUUGGUUGCAGCAGACUGCUCUGACAGAAACUGAGGUGUGGAUUCAACGUUGUCAGAAUAUCAUGACCAAGACCCGCAACAAAGUCGAGCCUCCACCCACCACAGUGGUGCAAACAGCUGCGGCAGAUAUCCCCGAUGACGAGGUCGCAGGAUUUGCCGCAGCGGAAGGCCAGGGCGACAUUGCAAAUGAAAGUGUAUCAGGGCAGGAGCUAUUGAAGUGGCAGACACGCCACUUUGCAAUGAGCUGUCUCUCCGAGCUCUUAGCCACCGUCCAAGAGGCGAUUUUACCGGACUCUGCCAUCCCAGCGGAGUUGGCUCUCCAGAAAAACGUUGGAGACGUUAUUAGAAUGGCCUUCUCUGCAUCUACCGCCAACGUAAUCCAGCUGCGCGUGUGGGGAUUGAAAAUCAUUGAUCAAGUCCUAACCAUGUUUGGCAAGACACCCGAUCCGGAUUUUGCGGAAGCUUCCCUGCUGGAGCAAUACCAAGCUCAGAUCGGCUCUGCACUCACUCCUGCCUUCGCUGCCGAUUCAUCUGCGGAGCUGGCCUCAGAGGCGAUCAAUGUGUCUGCCACUUUCAUUGCAACGGGAAUUGUCACAAAUAUUGACCGUAUGGGACGCAUCCUCAAGCUUUUGGUGCUGGGUCUAGAAAACUUCGCCAAUAAUCCGGACACAACCGAGAUUGGCGACCUCAAGGGUCUCAACUCCAAUUCCCGUGUGAUGGUUAAACUUGCCUUGUUCUCAGCUUGGGCUCGCCUGCAGAUCGCUAGCAUUGACCAGGAGUACUUAACCCAGCUCGUUCAACCUUACAUCGCGAAACUCACCCCGCUGUGGCUAUCUUCUCUACAAGAGUACGCUCGUCUUCGCUUCGAGCCUGAUAUCUCCGGUACUUUGGGCACGAGCUCCAGUGGUGACCUGGAUGAGGUUUAUGCUGCGUUGAACCGCGAGACCUUGUUGAAGUUCUAUCAAGACACUUGGUUGUACUUGGUUGAUGCAGUUGCUGGCCUUGUUGAGAAAGACAUCGACUUUGUUUUCGACGCCCUCGAUGGCAAAUUACAGCUGCCCGAGCCCGGCGAGGAGGGCGAGGAACGCAAAGAGAAGGGCCAGAAGGAGGAAUUUAAAGGGAAAGGACACGACAUCAACUACCGCGAAGAGCCAGUGGCGUUCUUCUUCGUGUUGUUCGGGCUGGCUUUCGAAUCUUUGGUCGAUCAAGGAACUUCGGCAUCACAACGGCUAGAGAUCCUCCAGGCCCUGAAGAGAAUCUUGCGGCCAGUCAUCUCCGGAAAUGCUAUCUACCAAGAUGCAAUCUUCACUGAGACUAUGGAUACUUUCGAUCGACUUGUUCUGACAGAGGCUACCCCCAUUCAGACUGUUAUUGUUGAGAUUGCUCAGAACCUAUCCUUGGACCACCCAGCAGCAAAGGGUGAUCAGGAGCGCAACGAUCAUUUGUCGGAUGAUAUAGAACAACUAUUCGAGUUGACCAGAAGUAUCAUCCUUGUUCUGGCCGGAAUGCUUCCUAAUCUCCGCGAGUCGACACCUCUUGCACGAUUCAACAUCACCUCAGAUGAGUCUCUGACGCUCAUUCGCCUGGCGCUUCGCUCCUUGGUCGAUGUUGCAUCCGUAUUCCCAUCAAUUAUUCGCAAUGAUCUCCAUGCUUGCAUCCUGCACAUCUUCACAACAAUCCUCGCCACAGGGAUCUGCCAAACGGGUGUUGUCCCUCAAGCCCUUCCAAUCUUCAGACAGUUCAUCCACGCCAUCACCCACACCACGGAAUCCCCUGAAGACCUCGAAGUCGUGUCUUUCCAGCUUCGCGGGUGCCUCACCCGUUUCCUAACCAUUCUCACCAUCGCCCAGCGACGAGAAUCGGAUACCUCCAUCCCCUGCGCCAAGAACACACUACUCGCCAUCACCUUCCUCCUCACAGCCGGAGGCCACGUGAUUCCCCCCCAAGACCCCAUCCUCAUUAAAGUUCUAAACGAGCUCUUCGACUGUCUCCAGGAUGUCGGUCUCGCCACCGUAGCAGCCAGCUGCAUCCGUUCGAUCCUCGUCAAGCCGGGGCCGCGGUCCCCCACCGACGAAGUAAUCAGCCGCUAUCUCACCCCGCGCCUGAUCGCCUUCUUCGUCGGCUGUCCUCUGGACAACGGCGAUAUCCCCAGCGACCCGGAAAAUUCCCGCACAGUAGUCGGUCGCACGCUCGUGUCAACAAUCUCGAACGGAACAUUCUCUGCCACCGAGCUCCCGGCCGCUAUCUCCCUCGUCAUGUCUGCUUUGUUGGCUCGCGCCAAGCGUGAGGGCGAGUCCGUGCACCAGGAGUCGGCCGGUCAUCUCCUUGAGCUUGCUAAAGCUGAUCAGCUCACUUUCAGGACGUUGGUCGCCUCUAUGAAUGCAGAGCAGAAGUCGCUUCUGGAGGAGGUUCUGCGUAGUGCGGGUGUUGGUGCUGUUGCUUCUAAGACUGUCGAAGCGGAUAAUACGCCUCAGGCUGCGCCGAGUAUUGCAUUGCGUAUGGAUUUCUAG
Molecule: messenger RNA, 6141 nt
Organism: Penicillium soppii
Lineage: Eukaryota; Fungi; Ascomycota; Eurotiomycetes; Eurotiales; Aspergillaceae
Product: AP-1 complex accessory protein LAA1
Exons: 2
Coding region: 1-6141 (2046 amino acids)
Biological process (GO): endocytosis; retrograde transport, endosome to Golgi; intracellular protein localization
Cellular component (GO): endocytic vesicle; membrane; Golgi apparatus
Source: RefSeq, a predicted model, not a curated record